Molecule: messenger RNA, 2166 nt
Organism: Triplophysa dalaica
Lineage: Eukaryota; Metazoa; Chordata; Actinopteri; Cypriniformes; Nemacheilidae
Gene: prelid3b
Product: PRELI domain containing 3
Exons: 6
Coding region: 16-699 (227 amino acids)
Biological process (GO): phospholipid transport
Cellular component (GO): mitochondrial intermembrane space
Molecular function (GO): phosphatidic acid transfer activity
Source: RefSeq, a predicted model, not a curated record
GCACUUGCAUCAGAGAUGGGCGGAGCCACCUUGUCAGUUUUCUCGAACAAACGGCGGAAGCGGCGCGGUGUUACGGAACAGCUUCACUCAUCAAACAGUUGGAACAGAACAAGAACCAUGAAAAUCUGGACGUCAGAACACGUUUUCAAUCAUCCAUGGGAGACCGUGACCAAAGCUGCUAUGCAGAAGUACCCAAACCCCAUGAACCCUAGUGUGUUUGGAGUUGAUGUGUUGGACCGUAACAUUGACCAGCAAGGACGCCUGCACAGCAAGAGACUGCUCAGCACAGAAUGGGGCCUGCCCUCUUUAGCUAGAUCGAUAAUUGGUAAUGCACGAACAUGUACAUACAUCAAAGAGCACUCUGUAGUCGACCCCGAAGAGAAAACCUUUGAACUUAAGUCAACCAAUAUCACCUUCACUAACAUGGUGUCUGUGGAUGAAAAGCUCACCUACAGACCGCACCCAGAGGACCCAGAAAAGACGAUGCUUACGCAGGAGGCCAUCAUAUCUGUUAAGGGUGUCAGUCUCAGCAGCUAUCUUGAGGGACUCAUGGAAUCUACUAUUUCAACCAAUGCAGGAAAGGGUCGGGAGGCAAUGGAAUGGGUGAUCAGACGGUUGAACACAGAAAUCGAGGAGUUUGCCAUCACGGCGAGAGGAACCAUUCGCACACCAAUGGCCGCCGCGGUCGCAGAGAAAUGAACGUUCGUGUGUCACCACGCGGCUCCCUGUCUUCUCAAUGUCUUUUUUCCGAUCACGGAAGUUCAAGCUGUCUACCCCCUCACAUUCAAGCAUCUAUAUUAGAGGCUAAUGGGGGAAAAGAAGCAAAAAAGAAAGAGGGACCUGGGUUAUCACAUCGACCCUUAACGACUCUGCACUUAUUGUGCUGUCCACGCACAAGAAGAAGAACAUGACGGAGAACCGCAGAACGUUCAUUAGGUGUGAUGAUAAACUCUCAAACAUUUAGUUUUAAUAAAUUACUUCUCCGGAACAGUUUCACGGCUCGACACCAUCAGGGUUAUAUCAGUGUGGUUUGAUGAACUGCAUACAAUGAGUGAAUGGAAGAGAAGACCUGGUUAGAAGUGUUAAAAAGAUUUGCACAGGCUGUAAUGGAUGCCGUGUGACUGACCGGACCUGUUUGCCAAACACCACCAAGUGUAGCUGUUACAUGCAACUAUUAUCAUCAGCAGGCGGAGCGAUCGGCACUUGUACACUUGAAAUUGCUAUGAAUAUUAUUAUAAUAUUUAUUUUUAUUAUUAUUAUACUAGUAUCACUUAAACAGCAGGAAGGGAACAAACUAAUCCAGACUAGUAGUUUUAAUCUGAAAGAUUUUUGAGGACCAUGUCAGCAGUAUCUCAGAUCUGAAGUGUGUGUUUAUCCGUGUGAGAUGUGUUUGUGCUAUUGAGUUCAGAGAAGGUUGAAAUGUAACCGCUGAUAGUGAGGCGGCUUCGAUCUCUGUUGGAAUCUUUAAAAACAUGGGAUGGGUAGCUGUACUUCCUUAGAGAAUAAAUUAUCCACAAAUAAAGUACUGAAUUUGAUCGGGUAGCUAACAUACAGAACUAUGUCAAGCUCUUGUUGCGCCGCACGUUUCAAGAGAUUCGUAAGGGUUUCGUCGUUGGUUAAGAAUUUCUACAAAACCGUUCCAUACAUUUCAAAAGUGAUCAAUAGAUUAAAAGAGACCAGGUGGCAUACAGGGCAUUCUUUACUCUUAUUUGCCAAAUAUGUACAGGUUGACUGUGGGAAACAUGUGCAGGCAUUUACUGCAGACGUGUUUUAUUUGGGUUGAUAAAUACAGUCUAUUUAUUUAUUUAUUUUUGUGGGUUCAUGUUGUCUUUGCCUUGGUGACAUGAAGCCACAAAUUACAACUUCAGCAUUUUUAAUGUCUGUGAUGCGAAGUAGCCAAUAUGCAAAUUAAAAUAAAAUGCAGACCAUCUUUAGAACUGUGGAUGUGCUUACGUUUAGAAGAUGUAUUUAGUAAAUGUGAAAGAUUGUCUAAACUGUAUGAUAAACAUAAAUAUGUUACAGUAUGGAUGUUUUUCUGCAACACUGAUACUUGUACAUUUCUUUUCUUCUCGGUUGUAUUAAAGAGCCACUGGCUGUUUGUUGUUUACUUCUGAGUUAACAUGGAUUAUUAAAAUAAUAAAACGGCAUGAUUGCUUUUAAAACAUA